UCGUUCGUCGGCCGCUGCUCGGCAAGUUGGUCAGGAAUUGUCCACGGGAUCCCCCGAUUACCCCGCCCCGUUUCCCAACCAGCAUGAUGCAGCUACUGGACAAGGUUUUGAGUUUCUGGUCAUAUUGGUGGUUCCGAUAUCUCAUGAUAACGGAGCUUUACAUGGUCGAAAGUUGGGAGCGUGUCACGAUCCAUGUGUUCCUGUUUGUCAUAUUCUUGCUUCAGUGGUACUUCAACUGCUCCGUGCUCCUUCCGUUCACCGGCCGCUUGUUCGGCAUACUACCCGUGGAUCAGCAACUUCCCUCGGUCUCGCGGUCCGGCUAGCCGAGGCGAAUCGUACCGGCCCGGGGGGGCACCGUGGACGCGCGACACCGACCGACUGCGUGUUACAAAAGGCAUAACCGCAUUGAGAAGUAUUUUGGCUUGCGCCGUUCGGCAGCGCUGCCGCGAACAGGGCUAAUCUCAUACACUCUAUCCUUAGUCGACCCACAACCAACCAAGAAUCUGACUUUGAUUUGUUGUACGUGAAAAUCUUAUGCUCGUUUUUUGCUUAUGUAGUGUUUUAAACGAAACGAUCUGUCCGGCAACUGACUGGAAAUACAGAGGAAUGUGAAACUA
This is a messenger RNA of Anopheles cruzii, 617 nucleotides long. RefSeq lists its product as uncharacterized. Lineage: Eukaryota; Metazoa; Arthropoda; Insecta; Diptera; Culicidae. The record is from RefSeq and is a predicted model, not a curated record. The transcript has 2 exons. Bases 84 to 323 code for a protein of 79 amino acids.